AUGCAGGUUUCUUCUGCUCAAUACUCUGAUCGCGCCGUGUUUGCGUGGUUGGUAGCAGGCUCACAGGUUCUGGGCGUGACGGCAGUAGUGCUGACUGGCGUAUGGAUGGGUCACUACCACGGUGGCUUUGCUUGGGACGGCACCCAACAGGAGUUCAACCUACAUCCUCUGUGCAUGGUUCUGGGCCUGGUCUUCUUACAAGGAGAUGCUAUUCUGGUCUAUAGAGUGUUCCAUAAUGAGCCGAAAAAGAAUGUAAAGAUGCUUCACGGUAUGAUUCACCUGCUCGCCCUUAUCAUCAGCAUUGUUGGUAUGGUAGCUGUGUUUGACUCCCACAGAGCAGCCAAUUAUGCAGACAUGUACUCCUUGCACAGUUGGUGUGGCUUGAUUACCAUUGUUCUAUUCUGUUUGCAGUGGGUCAUGGGUUUGUUGUUCUUCCUGUUUCCUGUCGCAUCGUCAUGGUUGCGAGCCACGUACCUCCCCAUCCAUGUGUUCUGUGGCCUGGUUCUGUUGGCUCUGUCUGUAGGAAGCAGUCUACUUGGUAUCACAGAGAAACUCUUCUUCAGCAUCAUGUCAUCCUAUUCGCGAUUUCCACCCGAGGGGGUUCUGGCCAACGUUUUGGGGGUCCUGCUUGUUUGUUUUGGGGUGCUGCUUUGCUACAUGAUCACUAAUGAACAGUACCGGCGGCCACGCAACCCUGAGGAAGAGUCUUUGGCGGUCCACUUCAAGACCCUGACUGAAGGUGGCUCACCCACCGAGCCCUAA
Nerophis lumbriciformis (worm pipefish) is the source of this 762-nucleotide messenger RNA. NCBI's taxonomy places the organism in Eukaryota, Metazoa, Chordata, Actinopteri, Syngnathiformes, Syngnathidae. The record is from RefSeq and is a predicted model, not a curated record.